This is a messenger RNA of Symbiodinium natans, 1794 nucleotides long. The record is from the annotation of a GenBank genome assembly. NCBI's taxonomy places the organism in Eukaryota, Dinophyceae, Suessiales, Symbiodiniaceae.
AUGGCUACGGUCCGCACGGUGGUUGUGUUUGCAGCAGUCCACCUGGCGACAGGGGAGCAGGCAGCCGUCGAUGGGCCGGUGCCUUUGAUCGGUGAGGCUGCGAAGGAUCACGGCGUGCUGUUCCCUGCGCAGACAAUGUCCAACGUGAAACGUCUCAUGGGCCGCGACUACAAGGAUGCGGGUGUGCAGAGGGACAGCAAGAUGAUGUUGUUCAAGGUGGUCGCUGACUCUGAUGGCAGCGCUGCCGUCAGCGUGACUGUCAAUGGCAAGGAGAAAGUUCUGAAGCCAGAGGAGAUCGCCGCACUGCUUCUCAGAGAAUUGAAGGAGCGUGCCGAGAAAUACUUGGGCAGAGCAGUGAAGCAUGCGGUCGUCAGCGUUCCAGCAUUCUUCAACGACAGACAGCGAAAAGCUGUGAAGAGUGCAGCUAGUCUUGCGGGACUUGAGAUCUUGCAAAUCAUCAACGAGCCGACGGCUGCUGCCGUGGCCUAUGGUUUUGACAAAAAGGAGGAGGAGGUCAUCUUGGUUUACGAUCUUGGUGGCGGUACCUGUGAUGUGUCGGUGCUGAAAGGUGGCCCCAGCGUUCUUCAGGUCUUGGCAACCAGUGGGGACCCACGCCUCGGUGGGGAGGACUUCGACCGCCGGGUGAUGAAACACCUGAUAGAUAGCUUCAAGAAGAAGAGCAGCAAGGACAUCUCAUCCGACGCCCAACUGCUGGAAGUCCUGCAUGUUGAAGUGGAGAAGGCUAAGCGAAAGCUGAGCACAGUGCCACAGGCAUCCGUCACGGUGAACGUUGGUGGCACUCCGCUGACGGAAACUCUGACACGAGCACAGUUCGAGAAGCUCAACGACGAGCUUUUCAGAAGGACCUUGGAGCCUGUGCAGUCAGCUCUGAAAGAUGCGGGGCUGCACAAGUCUGAGGUGACCACUGUCAUCCUGGCCGGCGGUUCUUCGCGCAUCCCGAAAGUGCAGCAGAUGCUGAGCCAGUUCUUCGAUGGUAAAGAGCUGACGCGAAGAAUAAAUCCAGAUGAAGUUGUGGCUCACGGGGCCGCAAUACAGGCUGCCUCCAUGAGUUCUGAGGAGAACUUGGAGUACGGUGGCCUCAUCGAUGUCAUUCCGCUCUCGCUCGGCAUUCAGACCGCUGGCGGCUUCAUGACCACAGUCCUCCAGCGCAACAUGCAGUUGCCAGCAGAGCACUCGAUGCUGUUUUCUACCCACAAGGACAACCAGGAAGUGGCGACUGUCAAAGUCUUUCAGGGCGAAAGGCUAAUGGCCCGCAACAAUCACUUCCUGGGCAGCUUCCAAAUCAAAGGCAUCCCUGCAGCUCCGAGAGGAGUACCGCAGAUCCAGGUGCUUUUCAAGGUAGAUGAAAGUGGCCUGCUCACUGUGGAAGCAUCCGACAGAGAUUCUGGCAAGCGUAGCGAGCUUGCCAUCGAUCAGGAUCGCUUUCCAAGUGGAGAUCAGGUUCAGGAGAUGCUCAAUGAGGCGGAGGCCUUUGUCAAGGAUGACCAGAGAGAGUUUGCACGUGCAGAGGCGCGCAUGGCAUUGAAAUCCCUCGUUCGCUCACUCCACUCAGCUGCGGAGUCUGCGCCGGAAGAGGAUGCUGGAAUAUUCCUGGAAGCUGCUGCCGAGGGCCAGGAUUGGCUUGCAGCAAACCCGGAUGCCGAAGCCGAAGAGAUCCACGAGAAGCGGGAGGAGCUGGAAGCAAACGUGCCCGAGUUGCCCACCAAGCCAGUCCCAACUGGCAGUGGCGAGAGCGGCGGCGAACUCGACAUGGAAGGCCAUGAUGAGCUGUGA